AUGCCUACUCGCCGCUCGGGUAAAGGAUGUGGGAAUGGCGGUACGGUCCACGAGGACAUGACUGAGCUGGAUCCGCGAGAGGGUGGAAGCGGUAUUGACGACAUGCUAGGCGAGGACGAAGCUGACGAGGCUGUACGCUUGGACGUGGGACCGGGCACACUAGCUUCGCCUGGCUUGGUGUCUGGCUGCUUGGAGCUGCCGCCGGACGAAGUGAAGAUGGCCUUGAACAUGGCGCAGCAGAGUGAUGGCUGCGUGCGUUGGAAGCACCAGCUGGCGUAUGGGUAA
This is a messenger RNA of Pseudozyma hubeiensis SY62, 285 nucleotides long. Its product is annotated as nucleolar protein 14. Lineage: Eukaryota; Fungi; Basidiomycota; Ustilaginomycetes; Ustilaginales; Ustilaginaceae. The transcript has a single exon. The record is from RefSeq and is a predicted model, not a curated record. Bases 1 to 285 code for a protein of 94 amino acids.